Terrapene triunguis (Three-toed box turtle) is the source of this 582-nucleotide messenger RNA. Its product is annotated as anion exchange protein 2-like. The transcript is spliced from 3 exons. The record is from RefSeq and is a predicted model, not a curated record. The annotation marks the transcript as partial. Gene Ontology annotation, molecular function: solute:inorganic anion antiporter activity. Gene Ontology annotation, biological process: monoatomic anion transport; bicarbonate transport; regulation of intracellular pH. NCBI's taxonomy places the organism in Eukaryota, Metazoa, Chordata, Testudines, Emydidae. Gene Ontology annotation, cellular component: apical plasma membrane; basolateral plasma membrane; plasma membrane.
AGAGCAGUGAGCGGGGCAGAGGGCUCACAUGGGCUCAGUGACUGCCUCCCCCCAGGCCUGUCCAUCGUCAUCGGGGACCUGCUGCGGCACAUCCCCCUGGCCGUGCUCUUUGGGAUCUUCCUCUACAUGGGCGUCACCUCGCUGAACGGGAUCCAGUUCUACGAGCGCCUGCACCUGCUGCUCAUGCCCCCCAAGCACCACCCCGACGUCACCUACGUCAAAAAGGUGCGCAGCCUGCGGAUGCACCUCUUCACGGCCCUGCAGCUGGCGUGCCUCGCCGUGCUCUGGGCCGUCAUGUCCACCGCCGCCUCCCUGGCCUUCCCCUUCAUCCUCAUCCUCACCGUGCCGCUCCGCAUGUGCCUGCUCACCCGAAUCUUCACCGCCCGCGAGCUGAAGUGUCUGGACGCGGAGGAGGCGGAGCCGAUCUUCGACGAGCGGGAAGGGGUGGACGAGUACAACGAGAUGCCGAUGCCCGUGUGAGGGGCACCAGCGAGCGACCCUGUGCAGGGCUGCGGGGCACAGGCAGGCCCCCGGCUGCUGCGCCAGGAGCUGCAGCGGCAUCGCCCGGACCUGCGCCGUCUC